Messenger RNA from Cyphomyrmex costatus, 1694 nucleotides. RefSeq names its product protein mab-21. The transcript has a single exon. The coding region runs from base 1 to 1098 and encodes 365 amino acids. Lineage: Eukaryota; Metazoa; Arthropoda; Insecta; Hymenoptera; Formicidae. The record is from RefSeq and is a predicted model, not a curated record.
AUGUUGGUACCGCCUGAUAUGAUUUCGUCCCACUCCAGGAUGGUCUAUCAGUUCAACAAGUACUUUGGCGAACGAGUGAUGAAUAGAAAGAGUCAGGUGGCGAAGACCAUUCAGGAGGUGUGUCGAGUCGUGCAGGAUGUGCUAAAAGAGGUGGAGGUGCAGGAGCCGAGAUUCAUCUCGUCCUUGACGGAUUACAACGGCCGGUUCGACGGCCUCGACGUUAUCUCACCAACGGAGUUCGAAAUCGUCAUCUAUCUGAAUCAGAUGGGCGUGUUGAACUUUGUGGAUGACGGCACCCUGCCGGGCUGCGCCGUGCUGAAGCUCAGCGACGGACGCAAGAGAUCCAUGUCCCUCUGGGUAGAAUUCAUCACCGCGUCCGGUUACCUGUCAGCCAGGAAGAUACGCUCGAGGUUUCAGACCCUAGUGGCGCAGGCCUGCGACAAGUGCACGUAUCGGGAUUCAGUGAAGAUGAUAGCCGACACGACCGAGGUGAAACUACGGAUACGCGAGCGAUAUGUCGUACAGAUUACGCCGGCUUUUAAGUGCGCUGGACUUUGGCCCAGGUCAGCCUCCCAUUGGCCGAUUGCACACAUACCCUGGCCUCAUCCGAACAUCGUCGCCGAGGUGAAAGCGGAAGGUUUCGAUAUGCUCUCGAAGGAAUGCAUAGGCCUACAGGGCAAACAGUCCGCUAUGGAGGGUGACGCUUGGGCGUUGUCGUUUAUCGACGCGGAAAAUCGAUUGUUACAAGGCGCAAGUAGGAGGCGUUGCCUCAGUAUACUGAAGACUCUCAGAGACCGGCAUCUCGACCUACCAGGAAAUCCAGUCACCAGCUACCACAUGAAAACCCUAUUACUGUAUGAGUGCGAGAAACAUCCGCAUGAGGCGGAAUGGGACGAAGGUUGCCUGGCCGAGCGAAUAAACGGCAUAUUUCUGCAACUAAUCUCCUGUCUGCAGUGUCGAAGAUGCCCACAUUACUUCCUACCUAAUCUUGAUCUGUUCAAAGGAAAAUCUCCCAGUGGUCUGGAGAACGCCGCGAAACAAGUGUGGAGACUCACCAGGGAGUUGCUGACAAACAGUCGCGCGCUGGAGAAACUGUAGUGAUCAGCAGCAUAGCUGUCAUGGCUUAUCAUUGUAUGAUUCGUCAACUGAUCUCGCAAAUCUUGUCACACGUUCCUGUAACUGCACCGUCGGAAGACUUCGACGCGCGAGUAAGAUACAAGUCUAAUCAUAUAAUGACCGUGCAAGGACUACGCGAGAAUCAUCAUGGAUUAGAGAAUAGUGACGUGAGACGAACUCUCGAGCUUAAGAAAAACUUUUGAUUCCUGUCAUUCAACUGCCGAGUCAUCGGGAAGAUCUGUAAUUUCCUGGAUUUCGCAGAUCUGAAGAUCACACAUGUUGUCGAUGUUUUCCGAAGAUACUUAGUGUGUGCUAGAAUCAAUUCUCACGAGAUUUAUUAUACGCGUAUGUGAUGUUUGGUGAACACGUGAUUGACUCGCAGACGAUCGAAUUAGUGCCAUAAAUAAUCUCUUCAACGUUAGAGAUAGAUUUCAUUUCUAUUGUCGGCGCGAAAUAAAGUAAAUAUAUUAUAGCUGCAAAAAAUUUAUCAUUCAAUUCGUUGCAACGGCGGUUUGCAACGCUAUAACAAUGCGCGUGAAACAACCUUUAACCAGUAGUACAGAAAUCUUACUAUCGAG